Aethina tumida (small hive beetle) is the source of this 981-nucleotide messenger RNA. RefSeq names its product tubulin polyglutamylase complex subunit 2. The transcript is spliced from 2 exons. Bases 54 to 920 code for a protein of 288 amino acids. The record is from RefSeq and is a predicted model, not a curated record. NCBI's taxonomy places the organism in Eukaryota, Metazoa, Arthropoda, Insecta, Coleoptera, Nitidulidae. Gene Ontology annotation, biological process: protein polyglutamylation.
UAAUGUCAUAACAUUCCUGACAAUGACUUCUGUAAAAUUUCUAGUUAUUUAUUAUGGAUAAAACCGGAUUCGUGGUUGAUGAAGUCUCCGAGGAAUCAUUUUAUCAAAAUUUACUGUUGGGCAUCACAAAAACGUUGGAUGCCAAUCCCUGCGUCAACAACAUUAACUUGAAGAGGAUACGCGGCCUUAAGGACACGGACAUCCGGGCGUGGGAGAGUAACAACGGUGUGCUUCUGUCCGAAGACCUGAGGAACUUCUAUUCGUCCACCAACGGCUUCCUUUACACGUACAACUUUUCGUACGACUGCACGGACGGCUCCGUCAUAGGUGCGUUGGGCAAAAUCGAGAUGAAUCCGUUGGAGAGUCUCGUCAGGACUUACGGCUACGAAACUAAGCCGAAGGCGGAUGUUGAAAAAGUCGACAAUAAAUACAAGCUGUCAUUGUCACGUGAGAGCAAGGUGUUCGAGAUUUCGAAAAUAGACGAGGCGAACAAGGUGGUACUGGUCUAUCUUAAUCAGCACAACCCCGCCAGCAUCUGGUUAUUUUGUUCCCCGUACGCGUUCUACUUCCUGGCCGAAAACUUUACGACUUAUUUCAGGAUGUGCAUCGCCCACCUAGGAAUACCUUACUGGCAGUUCAUCGUGGCGCCCGAAGGAGUGCCGGAAUGGUCCAGGGAGAUCUUCCAGGUGAUCGCACCGGGUGUUUUACAGGAAGACAGGAACUUAAUAGCUGCAUACAAACACGAGCCUGAGGAGCUCAACAGGAUAGAUGUGAGCAUAUUCACGGUACAAAACCAAUUCAUUGAGGUCGAGAACAAGGCGAUGGUCAAAAAGCAAGUGUCGCCGUUGAUGACCAGAAAAAAGCUGAAAAAGUGCACCAAGACCUCCACACACAAUGUCAGGCACAGCAAAAGAACGUGAGGAUCAAAAUGUUGAUUGUAGCUAUUGUGUUUGUCUAAUAAAAGAGUUUCAUUUAUAAUAA